AUGAUACAUUAAUUAAGGUAGAAGUUGACAAAUUUGGCUUUUUUAGCAAAACAAAGAUAAAGGAGCCUACUUUUUAGAUCAACUAACUAUUCAUUCUUUUCAAACAUAAACAAUUAGAAGAAUGAAUCUCUAUUGAACGCCAAAGUAGAUUUUAAGUCUUUAACUAAAAUAGAAAUAGCUGAUUAUUUGAGGAAGCUAAAUUAAGAAUGCACUAUGACUGACAAGAAUAAAUAAGUGUUAGCGAAUAAACUAAACAAUAUAGAAUAACAAGCAGCUAAUCAUAUUAGUUUAAAUUAAGAUGAUUUAACAAGUCUUAUCUUAAUUCUUUAGAUUAUGUUUCAAAACUAGAGAUAGAGCUAAAAUAUCCUUAAUUUGGCUCAUACUGUUUUAUUGAAUUAUUUUUCAAAAUAAAUGAAUAUGUAGAAUACAUCUGCAUAAAAAUUUAUGGAAAGUCUCCAUGUUUUCCAAUAAAUAGUUCCUUUGAUAGCAAAAAGCGAUAAAUUUGAAUAUGAAUUAGUUCAAAAAUUGCAUUUAUUUUUUAGCUAAGAUUAAGUUUUAAAUUAGUUUACUCAAACAAGCUUGCUGCAUUUGAUUAAGUUUUUCUUUUCAAAAGGUAUAAUUGAGAUCCCCUUAAAAAUAAAUAUCAACCCAGAAAGCUUACCAUUUUAAGAGUUAGUUGAGUAUAUAUGGAUGACUUCUCUUUCUGGUGCAUAGAUUACUCAAGAUUAAACUAAAAUAUUGUGUAAGUUUUUAUAGGAACAGCCAUCUAUUAAGAAUAUUCCAAAGGCUAUUUAAUAUAAGCUAAAAGAAAUAUCAAUUAGCUCUGAUUUGGGUGAAGCAAGCAAAUAUAUUUCUCAAUUUGAUCAUUUUUACACCUAAGAAAGCUAAGUAUCUCCAAUUCAAGAAGACUGCGAAAUUAUUUUAAAAGUUCUCAAGUGGAAUUUUAAAUCAGAGGUUAGAAUUGAUCCAUAUACAGUAGAUUUUUUAAUUACUUUACCAAGCAUUAAAAAUUAAAUAGUGCUUGAAAUGAAUGGGCCAUCUCACUAUCCUUAUUUUUCAAAUAAAGAUGUAUUUUCUGCUAAAGAACAAAUGAAAGUUAAAAACUUAAAGAUAAAAAAUUAUAUACCCGUUCUAAUCCACCAUCAAGACUGGAGUUAAAUUAAAGGAGUCACAGGAAAAAUAGAUUUCAUACAAAAUUUAGUUUAAAAGCACAUUAAAUAAACAAACUUAUGA
Messenger RNA from Tetrahymena thermophila SB210, 1233 nucleotides. RefSeq names its product RAP domain protein. NCBI's taxonomy places the organism in Eukaryota, Ciliophora, Oligohymenophorea, Hymenostomatida, Tetrahymenidae. The record is from RefSeq and is a predicted model, not a curated record. The transcript is spliced from 2 exons.